Enterobius vermicularis (human pinworm) is the source of this 1110-nucleotide messenger RNA. NCBI's taxonomy places the organism in Eukaryota, Metazoa, Nematoda, Chromadorea, Rhabditida, Oxyuridae. The record is from the annotation of a GenBank genome assembly.
AUGACAGUUUCUUACAAUUAUGACGUUUGUUCAGCAUCUGUAACAGGUUUUAUCCGUUUGCUGUUCCGUUGGAAAGGAAGCAUUUGGAAAUGCGUUUUUAAGGAAUUGUUCAUUUGGACGAUACUCUACUCUAUGGUUUCGUUCAUGUACCGCACUCCAUAUAUCCUUACCGAAUCGCAAAAAGUAACUUUCGAAGAUACAGCGAAUUAUCUCGAGAAAUAUUUAAAAAAGAUAAACAUAACGUUUAUUCUUGGUUUUUUUGUUUCAACUGUUGCAACUCGUUGGACGAGCAUUCUGCAAAAUAUGGGUUUUAUUGAGAGCAACGCUUUGUUUAUAAGCAGUUACAUAAACGGUGACGACGAUGAAACCCGAAUGAUCCGAAGAGCAAUUCUUCGAUACUUAUGCCUUUCACAAAUAUUGGUCUACCGAGACAUCAGUCUCAGUGUGAGAAAACGAUUUCCAACUAUGGAUAGUCUAAUUAAAGCUGGCUACCUUUUGGAACACGAAAGAGCAAAAAUGGAGGAUUACAAUUUGGCUUUUAACAAGUACUGGGUGCCUAUCAAUUGGGCCGCAACCUUAGUGUUCACAGCAAGAAAAAGCGGCCGAAUAACUGGCGACAUUCUAGUUAACAAAUUAAUGGAUGAAAUUAAAGUGUUCCGCAAUAAUCUUCAGAUGUUAUGCAACUACGACUGGGUACCAAUCCCAUUAGUCUAUCCGCAAGUAAUACUGAUCGCUGUCUACUUUUACUUUGCAGUUUGCCUGGUCACACGCCAGUUUAUCAUGACUACUCGUAAUAUUCCUAUUAAAAGUAACAUUGAUUUGUUCGUACCUGUAGUGACUAUGAUACAGUUCAUUUUCUUUGUUGGCUGGAUGAAAGUCGCAAUGGCGUUACUGAAUCCACUUGGAGAAGAUGACGAUGAUUUUGAGUGUAAUUAUUUAGCCAAUAAAAACUUAACGACAAGCUUACUGAUUGUUGACAAAUGUUGUGGAGAUGCUCCACCAGUAAAAGAAGACCAAUUUUAUGAAAGUGGAGUCGUUGAACCAUUAUAUCCAGAAUCAAGUGUUACAGAAGACCAUCCUCUGAUCGGUUCUGCUGCAAUGGCCAAGUGA